Molecule: messenger RNA, 1050 nt
Organism: Sclerotinia sclerotiorum 1980 UF-70
Lineage: Eukaryota; Fungi; Ascomycota; Leotiomycetes; Helotiales; Sclerotiniaceae
Exons: 3
Coding region: 1-1050 (349 amino acids)
Source: RefSeq, a predicted model, not a curated record
AUGACUCCUUCACCAGUGACAGCUUUCGGUCCUGAAUCUCUUGGGAUCAUACUGGUCAAAGAUAUCCCCGAGGAAUUUGUAGAGCUGAGACAUAGUUUGCUCUCAUAUUCAUCUUAUCUCGGAAACUUGCCAGAAGUUCAACUCGAGAAGCUCGAAAAUGCGGCUGCAAAAUAUCUUACCGGUUGGUCUCGUGGGAAAGAGACUCUCAAAAAUGGCCAAGUGGACACGCUCAAAGGAUCAUACUAUGCGAAUUGUGCAUUUUACGUCGACCCAUCUCUUUCGUGCGCAGUGCCUACCUCUGAAUUUUCACCAGAAAAUUUCCCCGAAUACCUCAGUCCCAAUUUAUGGCCAGUAGAAAACGUUUUGCCCGGUUUCCAGGGUACCUUUGAAAAAUUGUGUCGCAUUAUCAUUGACACUGGUGUACUUGUCGCUCGAGCUUGUGACAAAUAUGCAGAGAAGGAGAUUCCUAACUAUAAACGUGGAUACCUUGAGCAUGUUGUGAAAACUUCAACCACAACCAAAGCGCGAUUACUGCAUUAUUUCCCGGCAGAAGCGAAGGAAUCUUCGGAGAAUUUAGACGAUGAUUGGUGUGCUACACAUCUAGAUCAUGGCUGUCUAACUGGUCUUACAUCGGCUAUGUUCAUCAACGAGACUCGCAAUCCGCCAGCGAUUCCGGUAUCCUCCUCAUCUCAUCCAAGCACUUUAAGCCCACUAAACGAGCUUCCUGCAUCUCCGGAUCCAACCGCUGGACUUUACAUCCAGUCUCGAAGUGGUGAAACUGUUCAGGUUAAAAUCCCUAAAGAUUGCAUCGCAUUCCAGACGGGAGAGGCUCUCGAGAGAAUUACUAAAGGUAAAUUCAAGGCAGUUCCUCACUACGUGAGAGGUGUGCGACCAGGAAUUGCAGAUGGCGAAAACAGAGGAGGAAGAAUCGCGAGAAAUACUAUAGCCGUAUUUACUCAGCCUAAUUUGGACGAGGUUGUGGACUCGGAUAUGGGUAUUACUUUUGGUGAAUUCGCCCGAGGAGUAGUAGAGAAAAAUACUACGAAGUGA